Messenger RNA from Huiozyma naganishii CBS 8797, 1377 nucleotides. It is a transcript of the gene GUD1, whose product is annotated as guanine deaminase. Gene Ontology annotation, biological process: guanine catabolic process. NCBI's taxonomy places the organism in Eukaryota, Fungi, Ascomycota, Saccharomycetes, Saccharomycetales, Saccharomycetaceae. The record is from RefSeq and is a predicted model, not a curated record. Gene Ontology annotation, molecular function: zinc ion binding; guanine deaminase activity. Bases 1 to 1377 code for a protein of 458 amino acids. Gene Ontology annotation, cellular component: cytosol. The transcript has a single exon.
AUGAUCACGACUGAUGGGACUGUGUAUGUAGGAGCGUUUGUCGAUACACCUGCGCUUGGCGUGUUGCGGUGGAGGGAUCUCUGUGUCCGUGUGGACGGUACGGGGACCGUUGUCGCGGUGGUGCCACUGCCAGAGGUAGAGAAGAAGCCAUUGACCCUAGAGCAGAUCCGGGACGUGUGCUUCCCCGGAAUGCAGUGCGAGGUGCGGGACCUCCGCUGCGGUGCCGGUGGUGCCGGUGGUAAAGCGGCGUGCGUGUUUCUGCCCGGGUUCAUCGAUACGCAUAUACAUGCGUCGCAGUACGCAAACUGUGGGCUGUUCGGGUCCACCACUCUGCUGGACUGGCUCAACAAGUACACUUUUCCCCUGGAGGCGUCCCUGGCGGACUUGCAACUUGCAAGGGAAGUGUACGGUGCCGUAGUGUCGAGCACGCUGCGUAACGGGACCACCACGGCAGUGUACUACGCGACGAUCGACGCACAGUCGAGCCAAUUGCUUGCAACGCUCUGCUCAGAGUUAAACCAGCGUGCGUUCGUCGGGAAAGUGUGCAUGGACAGGGAGGGCCCUGAUUUCUACUUGGAGACCACAGAACAGUCGCUCAUCGCUACUGAGAAACUGGUCAAUUUCUGUAGGGACAAGUUGCAAGACGAUAAAGUGAGACCCAUCUUGACCCCGCGGUUCGCACCGACUUGCUCCCCUGAGUUGCUCUCGAAACUGGGAGCCAUGAGCAAGAGCAGACGCAUCCCAAUUCAGACGCACUUGUCUGAGAACGAACGCGAGAUCAAAUGGGUCGCCGAGUUGUUCCCAGAGUGCUCCUCCUACACAGACGUGUAUCACAAGCAUGGCCUACUUGAUAAGGGUACCGUGCUUGCACACUGCGUCCACUUGUCCCGCGAAGAGAUCCAGCUCGUCAAGGAAACUGGCGCAGGGAUCUCGCAUUGUCCAAUAUCAAACAGCUGUCUGACCUCCGGUGAGUGCCCGGUUCGUCACUUACUACAAGAGGGAAUCCCCAUCGGGCUCGGGACAGACGUCUCGGGCGGCUACUCGACGAGCAUUCUCGCUACGGCCCGCCACGCGCACCUCGUGUCCCGCCAUGUUACGAUGAAGCAACCAGAAGUGGAACCCUUAACCGUUGCAGAAUGUCUUUACUUGGCCACGCUGGGCGGGGCCACGGCAUUGAACAUGCAAGACGAGCUGGGCACGUUCGACGUCGGCAAGAAGUUCGAUGCGCAAUUACUGGAUCUCGGCGCACAAGAUUCACCGGUGGAUCUGUUCUCAUGGCAGGGGAUCUCCAAGGAGGACGUCCUGUCGAAAUGGUUCUUCAACGGAGACGACAGAAAUGUAAAACAAGUCUGGGUACAGGGCAGAAGCUCUUUAUAA